AACGCUUAUGUGUCAGAAUUGCACGAUUUGACAAACGUCGUAAUGUAUCCCUCCAUAUAGAUAAGCGUCCAGUUUCAAAUUUUAUUCGUUGUAUAUGAAAUUCUAUCGGGACAUUUAUUUUUAGUUUUUGUCACUUUUGUAAUUAAUAGUAGAGUAAGUCUUGAGUAUGUCGAAAUCUCAAGUAAAAGAGGAUUGGCGUGCUAGAAUUAAAGAUUUGCUAGUAUCGAAAUGCACACCAAUAUGUGAAACAACCAAAUCGGCGCAUACUUCACAACGAUACAGCUUAGAUUUUGAUUCAAAUUUCAAAAAUAUAUUAUUAAAAACGCCCCAAUUUGUUCAAAUAUGUGAAAAAGAGGAGCUUGGCUAUCAAGAUGUUAAUAAUGAUUUGAGUGUGCCUACUUUUAAAAACUCAGAGGAAAAGAAAAAUAAAGGUCUAGAAAAAGAAAAUAAAAGUACAAGAUUUGUGGAUUAUGCUAUGUGUUCAGGACAUGAGAAGUUAACUUUACAACACCCUACUCAUGAAAGUUUUGUGGGCGUAGAAAAUAUAUGUAACGACACUCCUGUAAUUACUCCUGAUAAUAGCUUGUUGCAACAUUUGCAAAAUAAACAAAAGGAUGAUGUAGUGGGAAAUGAUAAUAAAGUUUCCAAUGAGUUCUCUUCACUGACCACUGAAUGCAACCUAAAUAGCCUUCGUUUAGGUGAUAAUGAGACGUCAGCUUCAAAAAUAUUGCUUCGUUGUUCGGAGGAGAAUUUUUUUCAAAAUCAAUCUGAAAAUAUAGUUGCCAACUGUAAUUAUGGUCUUCAUAGUUUUCCACAUUCAACUAAAUGGGUAGACCCUCCCACAAAUAAACCUGAUGCAAUUGUAAAAGAUGAAUAUACAUCUGGUGUAGAAAAAAAGGAAGACCUAAAUGAUUCCAUAAUUGUGCUCUCAGAUGAUGGUGGAAGUUCAGAUGAUAACAAAGAAUAUAGAGAAUUGUUUAAAGAAGAAGUCAAAGAAGAAACCUGCAAUUUAGAGAAAAUAAUUUUUAAUUCAGAUAACAUUAAAAAUCCAUGUGAAAAUGAGAUCGAAGAAAAAGAAAAUUCUUGCACUAUUGACACUUCAUUCCAAAGAUCGUUUGAAUUUAAUGAUACUUUGGAAGAAGUCAAUCAUAUACUUGAACUCUUAGAACGAAAUGGAAAGUCAAAUGCAUUAAGUAACUCAAAUUUAAAUUUGGGUAACCCAAAAAUCUCUCCAAAACCACUUAAAAUCAGACAAAAUACUUUUACAAUAUCAUCUAAGAAAAAUUAUGUGGAGCCACCGAAACCAAUUAAAACUCCUUUGGUCAAAUUCACAAAAGUAAAUCGUGUAAAUACAAACAAUUCACCCAAAACAUCUGCAGCAUCAAAUACCAAGUCCAAAAUGUUUAAGACUCCGAAUACGAAACGUAUUGAAACUAAAGUGAACAAGCUUAGCAGCUCAAACAAUAAACAAUUUGCCCACAUCGUAAGUCCUAUUGGUACCUAUAUAAAAAAAAGUGGGACUACAUCACUCAUAUCCACUCAUAGUUUAAAAACACCAAACAAUAUGUGUAAUGCAGUUAAUCGUGAACUUGUAUUUGCUUCGCGUACAGGAACCAAGGAAGAAUCUAACAAUAUUCCUGUAGUUUCUCGUGCACUGCCUAAAAAAGCAUAUAUCUCUUCAGACUUAAAGCACUAUGUCGAUGAGCGUACACCAGUAACUAUUCCUGAAGUCAGCAAAGUGAAAAAUUACAUCGAUACUGCGAGGUUACCAGCUGUUCUUCGACAUGAUGGCAAAUAUAAAUUGCCAAUUAGUGGUAGAACCUUCGAUUCAAGUCCUAAAUCACCAUUUAUUAAGAAAGCAAAUGCUGGAACGUCUCAAAACUAUGCACACGCUAUCAAUGCUAGUUUGGCAAAUUUAUCUGUUACAACAGGAGAUGUAUCUUUAUACACGAUAAAAGAUGCCCAAAUACUAUAGUUUAUAGUUAACCUUAUCCUUUCUCUUUUAUUAGUUUUUUCUCAUAUUUGUUGAUCUUAAUACUUUUUUUACUUGUUUAUUUAUAUUUUUUUACAAUAAGUUUUUAUACAUUAUAAUCGCGUUAGUGUUUAUACAUCUAUUAUUUCUCAUUAAAACCUGGCAGGGGAAGAGACAUUACGUAGAAACUGGAGAGGAAAAUACCCCCGUUUUAUUGAAACAGUUACGCUCAAUAGCUAUAAUUUCCA
This is a messenger RNA of Teleopsis dalmanni, 2220 nucleotides long. RefSeq lists its product as uncharacterized. NCBI's taxonomy places the organism in Eukaryota, Metazoa, Arthropoda, Insecta, Diptera, Diopsidae. The record is from RefSeq and is a predicted model, not a curated record. The transcript is spliced from 5 exons. Bases 167 to 1975 code for a protein of 602 amino acids.